AUGUCGCGCGAGCCGGGCGGCUUCCGCUCGCGAACGAACGGGUCUGGAGGUUACACCAAUGGCUACGGCUCCCGCGAAGGUGGAUACGGCGGUUUUGGAGCUGCAGAAGACGACUACUCCAGGCGGCCCAGCGCUGACAGACCCAGACCUAGUGCAGAGAGACCAAGCGGGGAGAGGCGUCGCCGACCAGGUGGUUAUGGUGGCUAUGGAGGCUUCUCGCAGGAAGAUGAGGAAGCUCCCCAGGUGCAACGGCCCACCAGUCUCGAGCGUUCGCGAGCAAAUAGGAGAAGCGGCGAGGGAAGACCGCGAAGCGCAGGCGCAGGUGGUCCGGGGAGCAACUAUGGCCCAGGAAGCCAGCAGAUGGAGGAGGUGCUCAAAUACAUCAAACAAAAUUGGGAAUUCAUGACGUCGGAGAACUGCGUGCCCGUUGAGGUUGCGUUGAAGCUCAUGGACUCCAGCUCGCUGGGACUAGCGGGGCAGUAUCGCAGCUUCCAGCAGACCCACCAGGACAUGCAACGCGCUCUCAAAGCCAUAGUCAACGAGCACCACCAAGGCUUUAACAGCUCUAUCGGUACUUUCCACAAGAUUCAGUCCAGCUUGCAGUCUUCUCAGGUGCGUGUAAGGACACUCAAAGAAUCUUUAACGCAAGCGAAAUCACAUCUAUCAACAACUAAACCGGAGCUGAAAGAGUUUGCAACUUCCUCGCAGAACUACGACGAGAUGAUUCAAGUGCUGAACAUCAUCGAACAACUGCAGCUCGUCCCCGAUAAGCUGGAGGCCCGCAUUUCUGAGAAACGUUUUCUGACAGCUGUCGACAUUCUGCAAGACGCCCUGCGGAUGAUUCGAAAAUCCGAGAUGGAAAAGAUUGGCGCUCUCAGCGAACUUCGCACAUACCUAAGCAACCAGGAACACUCACUGACUGAUAUCCUUCUGGAAGAACUUCACAAUCAUUUGUACCUAAAAUCGCCAUAUUGCGAGGACAGAUGGAAGGUGUACGCCCAGAAUCAGCCCAAAGGUGACGGGGCGGAACGUGGCCAGGGACAUGCACGUGCGCGGAGACUCUACGAGUUCCUGUCUGACCUGGAUACAUCCGAACCAAUGGUUGAUGAUUCGCAACGUAACCCAGAAGCCGAUACCUUCGAGUAUGUUCGGCUUAUCGUAGAAUCGCUCAACAAGAUGAACCGUCUCGACAUUGCAGUAGACACAAUACAUGAGCGGCUUCCAGUUGAGCUGUACAGGGUGGUUGAGAAGUCUAAUAAUGAAGUUGCGCAGCGCCAUCCUAGCAUAAUACGUGCGUAUGCUGCGAGGAAGGAAGAAAAGCGCACCGUCGCCGCUGAAAGUGACGAACUACGCGCAGGUGUUCUCAAUGACCUACUUUGGACCCUGUAUGCACGGUUCGAAGCCAUCGCUGAGAGUCACCGAGUUGUGUACGACAUAGUCACUGGCAUUGUUCGCAGGGACGGCAUCCGGGAUUCUAAUAGCACGCCGCUUACGCGUGGAUUCAAAGAAUUAUGGAAGUUGUUCCAGAAUGAGAUUCGAUCUCUGCUUCAUGACUACCUCGCCACGGACGGUGACUUUGGCGGUGGCCGUGGACAAGGCAAGGCCGCCAGUGGAAGCGCGUAUUCUCGCGCACCACGCGACAGGAACAAGCGGAUGUUUAAGCUCUCAGACAUGGACACAAAAUCAACGGAGCUUGCGGAGGAGCGCGAUAAUCUCGAGUUUAUCCUAAAAUCUUCGGUGCCUGGUCUCGUCUCUGACUCGAAGCAACCAGAAGAUGUGUCCAACAACGCCAGCUCCAGCCUUGAUGGUAGUGCCACAGGACAUAAGCUGCUAGUCCAACCGAGUGUGUUCAACAUGGGCAUUCUCUUACCGCCUUCCCUUGACUUCUUGAACCGCUUGAAGGAAGUUGUACCAUCAGGCUCAGACAUCGUCAUAAGUACUCUACACUCAUUUCUUGACGACUUUCUCGUUAAUGUAUUUCUCCCUCAGUUGGACGACACGCUCAAUGAGUUAUCAGACAAGACUUUCGUAGAGCUAGACGCUUUCCAAGAGGAUCCGCAAUGGUCGCAAUGCUCCAAGAAGCCCAUCUUCCGGGGAACAGUCAAAUUUUUCAACCUGAUUACAGCUUUCUGUAAGAUGCUUGAUAACCUUCCCCACGACCAGGCCUUCUCGCAACUUAUUAUAACGCAAAUGAGAACCUAUGGUGACAAAUGUGUCGGCAACUUCAAAGCUAUGAUGGCCAGAGGUCAACCAAAAGGACCAGCGAAUGAGCUGCUGAAGGCGUCUGCAGCUUAUGCCGAGUUCGAAGGCGAGAUAGGAGAGGUUAUUGGUCAGCUUUUCGAAGCAGAUGCCGACACGAAAGCUGAGCUUACCAAUACGGAAACCAAGUUGAUCAUCGCUGCAACUGAAGAGUCUCCACUCGAUCAACAAGAUAUCAUCCUAGAGAAGAAGACGAUUCAAACUCUAUGCCUGUUAUACACCAGCAUGAAAUGGCUUGCGACCAAGGUAUCUCAACUACGACACAUUAGCAAUCGUGCCACAGAUUCGUCAAAGCCGCAGAUCAGUGGUCAACGCCAUAACAGACGAUGGACGUUCAUCGCUGAAUCAAGAACAGAGGGUACCGCGGUCUAUUUGCCGCUCAAUCAAGAAACCGCUGGCCAACUAGAUAUGGUCGUAGACACCUACCGCAAACUCGCCACCCUCAUCCACCGCGUGCUACACGUCAACCUCCGUCUCACAACCAUGCACUCCCUCUUCUCCACCAUACAACCUUCCUACAGCCUCGACUCGCCCCUGUCAGACCCCGACCCCGCCAUCCAAACCCUCACAACCACCCUCACCACCUACGAGGCCGAGAUGUCAACCUACCUCCCACCGACCCAAUAUACACAGAUCAUCGCCGGCCUUGCCCCGUUCACGGAUACAUACCUCCUACACUUGUGCAUCCAACGCAUCAAAUCCAUGAACGAAGACGGUUGUCGCCUGAUGCAGCUCAACAUCCUAGUCCUGCAGCAAAACCUUAAGAACAUCGAGAGCGAUGCGAAUCUCCAAUACUCAGCUCUAUACUUCGACCUGUUCACCGAAGGCCCUGAGGCUGUUGUUACCAGGGCAAAGGAGCAUGGGAAGGGGUACGGAGUCCCGAACGGUUUGUUUACGGAACAGGUAGUGAAGGAUUUGUUGAGGCUGUGCUAUGGGGACAAGCUGAAGAAUGAGAGGAGGGAGGUGGGUGUGCAGGCGCAGAGGCAGCUCGAGGCACAGGAGUUGGAGAUUAGUGAGUAUAUGUACUAG
This is a messenger RNA of Didymosphaeria variabile, 3288 nucleotides long. It is a transcript of the gene SEC8, whose product is annotated as exocyst subunit. Gene Ontology annotation, biological process: exocytosis; Golgi to plasma membrane transport. Lineage: Eukaryota; Fungi; Ascomycota; Dothideomycetes; Pleosporales; Didymosphaeriaceae. The transcript is spliced from 3 exons. The record is from RefSeq and is a predicted model, not a curated record. Gene Ontology annotation, cellular component: exocyst. The coding region runs from base 1 to 3288 and encodes 1095 amino acids.